Orcinus orca (killer whale) is the source of this 6500-nucleotide messenger RNA. RefSeq names its product kinesin family member 27 (gene KIF27). The coding region runs from base 263 to 4480 and encodes 1405 amino acids. Gene Ontology annotation, biological process: mitotic spindle organization; microtubule-based movement. Lineage: Eukaryota; Metazoa; Chordata; Mammalia; Artiodactyla; Delphinidae. The record is from RefSeq and is a predicted model, not a curated record. Gene Ontology annotation, molecular function: ATP binding; microtubule binding; microtubule motor activity. The transcript is spliced from 18 exons.
GCUUCCGGCCGCCCUGAGGGGUGGGGGCGCGUCAGCGCGGGCUUUGCUGGUUGCCGGGAGAACCCGCGACAACAAAAGGCGCGGGCUGAGGCGGUAGCUGCGGUGCGGCGGUGUGAAGUGAAGGCGAAGAGUCCUGCGCUGCGCUAGCCGCGGGAGACUGGGGUUUCUCGAACCGGAGUCCAGAUCUUACAUAAAAUGGAUGUUUCUCACGCUAGAUACUGAAUAUUAAGUAGAAAAUCUGUUUAGUAAAAUCUAAGCUGCCAUGGAAGAAAUACCAGUAAAAGUUGCUGUAAGAAUUAGACCUCUGCUGUGCAAAGAAGUUCUUCAUAAUUAUCAGGCUUGUGUGAGAGUUAUUCCAAACACCCAACAAGUUAUCAUUGGGAGAGAUAGAGUCUUUACUUUUGAUUUUGUUUUUGGCAAAAAUUCCACUCAAGAUGAAGUUUAUAAUACCUGUAUAAAGCCACUAGUGUUGUCACUCAUUGAGGGCUAUAACGCAACUGUUUUUGCCUAUGGACAGACUGGAUCUGGGAAGACAUACACCAUUGGAGGAGGCCAUGUUGAUGUGCUUUCUUUCUCUAAAUUUUCAGCUUCAGUUGUGGAGGGUCAAAAAGGUAUCAUUCCUCGUGCUAUCCAAGAAAUAUUUCAAAACAUCUCUGAAAAUCUUAGCAUUGACUCUAAGAUAAAAGUGUCUUAUAUAGAAGUAUACAAGGAAGACCUAAGAGAUCUUCUAGAAUUGGAGACAUCUAUGAAGGAUCUUCACAUCCGAGAAGAUGAAAAGGGAAACACAGUGAUUGUUGGGGCCAAGGAAUGCCAGGUGGAGACUGCAGAUGAAGUGAUGAGUCUCCUGGAGAUGGGGAAUGCAGCCAGGCAUACGGAUACCACCCAAAUGAACGAGCACUCCAGUAGGUCACACGCGAUUUUCACAAUCAGCCUUCAUCAAGUGGCGAAAAAUAAAGAGGCAGCUGAAGAUGGAUCGUGGUAUUCCCAUCACCAUAUUGUCUCAAAGUUCCACUUUGUGGAUUUGGCUGGAUCAGAAAGAGUAACCAAAACAGGGAAUACUGGUGAACGGUUCAAAGAAUCCAUUCAAAUCAACAGUGGCUUGCUGGCUUUAGGAAACGUAAUAAGCGCUCUUGGGGACCCACGCAGGAAGAGUUCACAUAUUCCAUACAGGGAUGCUAAAAUUACCCGGCUUCUGAAAGAUUCCCUGGGAGGCAGUGCCAAGACCGUCAUGAUCACCUGUGUCAGUCCAUCCUCCUUGGAUUUUGACGAGUCCUUAAAUUCUCUCAAAUAUGCCAACAGAGCACGCAACAUUAGAAACAAACCCACCUUAAACUUCAGCCCCGAGUCAGACCGUAUGGGCGAAAUGGAAUUUGAGAUUAAGUUGCUUCGAGAAGCUUUGCAAAGCCAGCAGGCUAGUAGCAACCAAACUAGCCAGAUCCAUCGGGAGGGGACUCCUGAUAAAAAUAGGAUCCAUUCUCUUGAGGAGCAAGUUGCUCAGCUACAAGGAGAAUGUUUGGGUUACCAAAAUUGUUUAGAGGAAGCCUUUACCUUCCUGGUGGACUUAAAAGAUUCUGUCAGACUAAACCAAAAUCAGCAACACAAACUGCAGGAGUGGUUUAACGUGACCCAGGAGGUCACCUCAUUCAGAGGAGACCAAGGCAUUGGAAACCUGGAAGAAGGACCACAGCAUAUUACAGUUCUCCAGCUGAAGCGAGAGCUUAAGAAAUGCCAGUGUGCUCUUGCUGCUGCUGAAGUAGUAUUUAAUCAGAAGGACCUGGAAGUGAAGGAACUAAAGAAUCAAAUGCAAAUGAUGAUGCAGGAAAACAAAGGACAUGUUAUAUCUUUGAAAGAAGCGCAAAAAGUGAAUAGGUUGCAGAAUGAAAAAAUAAUAGAACAACAACUUCUUGUGGAUCAACUGAGUGAAGAACUAACAAAACUUAACCUGUCAAUGACUUCGUCAGUUAAGGAAACUUGUGGUAAUGGGCCAGAUGCCAGGAUACCUGAAAAGAGACCAUAUACUGUACCAUUUGAUACCCGUUUGGAGCAUUAUAUUUAUAUUCCAGCAAGAUCAGAUUCCAGGAAGGUCUACACAAGUCCUCCUGUAUACUCUCUGGAUCGACUAGUUGCCGGAUUUCGAACACGAAGUCAGAUGCUGCUGGGUCACUUAGAAGAGCAGGAUGAAGUCCUCCACUGCCAGUUUUCUGAUAACAGUGAUGAUGAAGAGUCAGAAGGCCAAGAGAAAUCUGAAAUUAGACAAAAAGGUUGCUCGUGGAUUCAAAAGCCAGGCUCUGUUUGUUCUUUUGUUGAAUUGAAUGAUAUUCAGGAUCAAACACAAAAGUCAAGAUUGGAGAAUGAAGAUUUAAAGAUUGAAUGUCUCCAGGAGAGUCAAGGGUUGAAUUUGCAAAAAUUAAGGAAUUCAGAGCUCAUACUUACUGAAGCUAAACAAAAAAUGAGGGAACUUACUAUCAACAUCAAAGUGAAGGAAGAUCUGAUUAAAGAAUUAAUUAAAACAGGUAAUGAUGUCAAGUCCGUAAGCAAACAGUAUUCUCUGAAAGUAACAAAACUUGAACAGGAAGCAGAACAGGCGAAAGUGGAAUUAACUGAAACGCAAAAGCAGCUUGAGGAACUGGAAAACAAAGAUCUUUCUGAUGUUGCUUUGAAGGUAAAAUUACAGAAGGAAUUUCGUAAAAAGAUGGAUGCUGCGAAGCUAAGAGUCCAGGUCUUACAGAAGAAGCAACAAAAUAGUAAGAAAUUGGCAUCACUGUCGAUCCAAAAUGAGAAACGUGCUAAUGAACUAGAGCAGAAUGUAGAUCACAUGAAGCAUCAAAAGGUACAGCUGCAAAAAAGACUUCAAGAAGAAAAUGAGAAAAGGAAGCAACUGGAUGCAGAAAUUAAGCGGGGUCAACAAAAAAUCAAAGAACUACAGUUAAAAACAGAACAGGGAGAAGGUCUAAAACUGAAAGCUGAGGACCUUGAUGCAUUUAAGACGAAAAGGAGAAAAGGUUCGUUUGGAAGUAUAGACCAACUCCAGAAAUUGGAUGAGCAAAAGAAAUGGUUAGAUGAAGAAGUAGAGAAAGUUCUGAACCAACGCCAAGAAUUAGAGGAGCUGGAAGAAGACUUAAAGAAACGGGAGGCCAUAGUUUGUAGGAAGGAGGCCCUGUUACAGGAGAAGAGCCAUCUGGAAAAUAAGAAGCUACGAUCUAGUCAGGCUUUAAACACAGAUAGUUUGAAAAUAUCAACUCGCCUGAGCUUGUUGGACCAAGAGUUGUCUGAAAAGAAUGUGCAGCUCCAGAACAGCACAGCUGAGGAGAAAAUAAAGAUUUCAGAACAAGUUCAAGCCCUCCAGAAAGAAAAGGAUCAGCUACAGAGACGAAGAAACAGCGUGGAUGAGAAACUUAAAAAUGGUAGUGUGUUAUCACCUGAAGAAGAACAUGUUCUUUUCCAACUUGAAGAAGGGAUUGAAGCUUUGGAAGCUGCAAUUGAAUACAAGAACGAACAUAUCCAGAGUCGCCAGAACUCACUCAGAGCUUCACUUCAAAAUCUCUCUCAUAGUGAAGAAAAUGUCUUAGAAAAACUAAUCUGCCUGAGUCCUGUUGAGAUUAGAGCUAUUCUUUUCAGAUAUUUCAAUAAGGUGGUUAAUCUGCGAGAAGCUGAACGGAAACUACAGUUACAGAAUGAAGAAAUUAAAAUGAAAGUUCUGGAACGGGAUAAUGUGGUUCGUGAGUUGGAAUCUACACUGGAACAUCUGAAAUUGCAGUGUGACCGGAGACUGACCCUUCAGCAAAAGGAACACGAGCAAAAAAUGCAGCUUCUGCUACAUCAUUUCAAAGAGCAAGACGGGGAAGGCACUGUGGAAACUUUAAAAAAUUAUGGAGAUAAAAUCCAGCAGCUGGAAAGAGAGCUUUAUUUCUAUAAGAAAACCAGCAGAGAUCUUAAGAAGAAACUUAAGGAAUUGGUAGGGGAAGCAAUUCGGCGACAACUAGUACCAUCAGAAAAUCAUGAUGCUGGAAAUGGAGUACAGAACCCAGAAGAAGCAGGCAUGGUUUCAGAAGAAUUAAAAUGGGCAUCCAGAACUGAAAGUAUAAAAUUAAGUGGAAGGGAAAGACAACUGGACAGUUCCGCAAGCAGUUCAAGAACACAACCAAAUCCUCAGAAGCUCUGGGAAGAAGGCGCAGAAUUACCACCAAUUUAUAGCUCUUUAGCACCCACUAGUGGGCAUUUGUUAAGCAAUGAGGCCAAAACAGAAAGGAAUGGCAAUCAGUUUACAAAAUCUCACAGUCGACCAACACCCCAAAUUCAGCCAGUAGGAAAUGUGGCACAGUUGCAUAGUGUCACACGUGUAAAGUUGUGUCGCAAAGAGUUACGUCAGAUUUCUGCCUUGGAACUGUUGUUACGAAGUUCCAGUCUUGGAGUUGGGGUUGGGUCUAUGACUGCUGAUUCCAUUGAAGUAGCUAGGAAAAUGAGUGACUUAAAAACUUAGGCAUUUAAUAAGAAAAAUUUUAAUUUAGUAGGUGGGUAAGAUUCCUUUUUCUAAUCUGUUAAAAAUUAAAGCUUAAGCUCACUAGCUGUUCCCUCAGGAUAAAAGAAGAAGGGGAGGAAGUAAUCCCUAAUCCUUUUGUAUACCAUGGAUAUGUGUAUCUUCUAUAGUAUAUUUGAGGAGUUUUAAUUUGUAUUUCCAUAAUAACCAAACACAUACUUUAUCAAGUAAUGGAACAUUUAAAUGUUUCCACUUCUAAAUUUGCUUAAAAUUUUUUCCAGGCAUAUUUGAAGAACAAAACUAAGAGUAGAAUAAUAAACUAAAAUAUCCAUUAAAUGUAUAUUAUUAUAUAAUAUAAAAGUAUAUUAUUAAGUAUAUUGUAAUAUUAUAAGAGUAUGUUAUAAUACAAUAAUUAUAAUAUAAAUUUAUAUUGUUAUUCUCAAAUACAAGUAUAUUUUGUUAUUUUUUUAAAAAACAGGGGGCUUCCCUGGUGGAGCAGUGGUUGGGAAUCUGCCUGCUAAUGCAGGGGACACGGGUUUGAGCCCUGGUCUGGGAGGAUCCCACAUGCCGCGGAGCAACUAGGCCCGUGAGCCACAACUACUGAGCCUGCGCGUCUGGAGCCUGUGCUCCACAACAAGAGAGGCUGCUAUAGUGAGAGGCCCGUGCACCACGAUGAAGAGUGGCCCCCACUUGCCACAACUAGAGAAAGCCCUCGCACAGAAACGAAGACCCAACACAGCAAAAAUAAAUAAAUAAAUUACUAAAACUCCUACCCCCAACAUCUUAUUUAAAAAAAAAAGAAACAAUUAAAUAUUGCUUAUAUCAGAGAGAGAGUCACCUGCUGCAUAUGUUUUGGCUGAAACAGCUGAAAAUUUGUGCCAGAAUGCACUCUAUGGGCUAAGGCAACUGGCUAGGUUUAGGGAUUAAGGUUAAUUUAUGCUCCUCAGAGGCUGAGUGAUCAUUCUUGACUUUUUAAACACGGUCUCUGCUCUUUUUUCUGGAAUUGCUUUUAGAGUAUUAUAUUAUUGGUUUGCUAAUAUUUUGGAAUAUAGGUUUAUCAUCUCUCUCUUGCCCUAUCUAUUCAGCAUAUCUCUCAUUAUGCUACUAAAAUUGGGAGAAAUGAAUACAGUUCCAUGGAAUAGGGAAACAAGGACAGAAUAACACUGAAGUAUUCUAACAUAUCAAGGAAAAGGUAUCUAGUCAUAUGGAGUACACCUAUAAAGCUUGACAUCUAGCCAGAGGAUCUUUAGCUAAUAAGUUGAUGGGCUUAAUCUGAGAUUUUUUUCCUCUACAACCUGGUUAGUCAGGCCUGUACACAGGCCGCCCAGAUUGCACGGGGGUUGUAAAUAUGUAAAUGAAAUUUUUUCUUCAAGAUAUUUUUGGUCUAAAUCUUAUAUAAUGUAAACCUCAGUUUGGAAUUAAGAACUAAACAUUGCUUUGCCCAACAAAUUUUUCAUCGUAGUUUUCAAUCACAGAAAACAUUUCAUUAUAAUGACCAGAGGUAUGAUUUUGUUACUUAUAUUGUUAUUUUUGUUACUUUUCCAAACUUUUGCUUGUAAAAUAAAGUUUUUUCUUAAACCAAUUAAUGUUUGUUUGGGGGGCAGUAGCAAAAUCACCCUGAUUUAUGGAAGCUUACUCCAUGAGAGUAACCCACUUUAUUACUGACUCCAACUUUUCCUACCUGAUACUAAGUUUUUUUUGUUCUUUCCUUUGUUGCUAUUGACCCUGACCAUCUUACCUAAGACCCAGACUGUUGCCCUGUGCUCAAAGACUGUUUUCCUUUUCUAUUUUCUAGCCCCUAGGAAGUAGGGUUCCUUGGUCUUACCGGUAAAAAACAGUUCCUAUAGGAGAAGAAAACCAAGCCAAAACAAACUUCUAAAUUGGUGAAUAGUUUCUAGAUCUCUUAAGUAUGGUAUUAAAACUCAUUUGAAUUAUGGGUUAAAUAGACUUCUGUGGACUUAACCUGGAAACGGAACCACAAGUUAUAACUUCGGCCCAAUGAGAAACUGUUUCAACCAACAAA